AUGGAACUAAUGUCCCUGUCCUGGUGUCUCAGUGCAGCUCUGGCACUGCUUUGUGGCUCAUCGUGGCCCCAGGUGCACUCAGCUCUGGCGCCUGAGAAUGAGGUGCCGCUGCGCCACACUACAUGGUUACUAGAAGGAAAGAUCACCUCUAUAACCCUCCCCAAAGGACGAACUCGCAGGCUAUACUUCGUGCUGAAGAAGAAGGCUCUGGCGAUGUCGGUGACCGUCAGCCCCUGUGACCUCCCCAUCGAAUGGACCCUGGCUGCCCGCACCCUGAAGGACAAACCCCUCAAGAGCCUGCAGUGGAGCACCAAAAAGAGCAUUCCCGAGGUGUGGUGGCGUGGUCCUGGGACUGAGGAGAAAAUACACAGCUUCACCGGCAAUGCAGUGGACACCUACAGGGGUCCCUCCUAUCCACAGGCCUCCAUCUACAUCCUAAGGCUGCGCUCCAAACAGCAGAGCACCAGAGCUGCAGUAUACCUCCAUGAAGGCCCGGGGCCCUCGGGCACCUUCCCGCUGCUCCCAGCCGACCCUCGGGUUCACACAUUAGGUGUAGGUAUGACCAGCGUCACCCUCAGCUGGGCGCCCAGCGCCUCCAUAGCCAGCCUUCCGCACAAACAGAAAAGUUACGAUUAUUGUGUCCUCGUCAACUCUCAGCAAAACUACCCCAGCCUCUGCGCUGCCCGAGAGAGCAUGAGGAAAGAGAAAGACCAGAAACAAGAAAAGAAGGAGAGGAGGAGGAGAGUGACGGUGUGGCCAAUUUUGAAAGAGUGGUGGUGGCAGCAGUGGGACACUUAUCCUGAGCCCCAGAGUCCAACUUCUUCCCUCACUGAUGAGCAUGCUGAUCUCCAGUGUGUGUGUCAGGGGACAGAGAGCGUCUGCACCAUCUCCGAGCUCCUGCCUGACACCCAGUAUUACUUUGACGUCUUUGUGAUGGACAGGCUGAACGGGACCAGCAGGGCAUACAAGGGGACAUUUGCUCGGACACACGAGGAGGCUCGGCCGGCGAUCACCACGCUAAGAGAAGGGGAGCUGAGGUGGGUGACCUUCCACGACAGAGGCUCUGACUCGGAGCAGUUCUUCAGCUUCCGUCCUCGGGGCUGGCAGCAGAGUGGUCUCCUCACCUUGCAGAGCUGCGGUGCGGGUGAGAAGGUCAAGGUCGCUGUGUCCAGUGAAGGUCAGGUUCUGACCUCCCAGGCUGUGGGGGGAGAUUUAGUGCACAUUUGGCUCCAGGGAAGUCCUUCCUAUCUCAUCCACUUACAGAGAGAAGGAACUGCCACAAGCCAUAUAACUGCUGGUAAAGAUCUAGCUCUACCAGGAGGUCUGACGGCUUCAGUCAAAAUGCAGACCUCCUCCGCCUACCACCGCAGAGGGGUCCCAUCUCUGCCCCCCACCUUGCAGAUAAAAUCCUUCAACCGGUUGCGUGGCUGCAACAGUGUCACCCUGGCCUGGAUGGGCACGGAGGAAAGAAGCCUGUACUGCGUGUACAGCAGAAAGCUGGGUAACCGCGAAGCAGAGGCUGGGGGAGUAACUGCGCCCUGUCUGGGGCCGGAGUCCCGCUCUGACACCGAAAGGGUUCUCUGCAAGUAUUUCCAGGAGCUGAAUCCUCGGCGGGCCGUCACUACAGCUGUGAUCGGGGGCCUGGAGCCAGGGAUGGCCUAUGUGUUUGAUGUCUAUCUAAUGAGACGCUGGGGGAUCCCUAUCAAGUAUGCCAGCAAGAUGGUGAAGACCAGAAAGGAAUGCUGA
This is a messenger RNA of Xiphias gladius (swordfish), 1746 nucleotides long. It is a transcript of the gene ndnfl, whose product is annotated as neuron-derived neurotrophic factor, like. The transcript is spliced from 3 exons. The record is from RefSeq and is a predicted model, not a curated record. Gene Ontology annotation, molecular function: protein binding. Gene Ontology annotation, biological process: extracellular matrix organization. The coding region runs from base 1 to 1746 and encodes 581 amino acids. Lineage: Eukaryota; Metazoa; Chordata; Actinopteri; Istiophoriformes; Xiphiidae.